Messenger RNA from Rangifer tarandus platyrhynchus (Svalbard reindeer), 1701 nucleotides. Lineage: Eukaryota; Metazoa; Chordata; Mammalia; Artiodactyla; Cervidae. The record is from the annotation of a GenBank genome assembly.
AUGGAGGGCGCGGGCGACGAGCGGGCGCCGCUGCUGGGCGCGCGACGGACGGCGUUCGAGGGCCGGCGCGCGGCGUGCGCGGCCGUGCUGCUGACGGAGCUGCUGGAGCGCGCCGCCUUCUACGGCGUCACGGCCAACCUGGUGCUGUUCCUCAACGGCACGGCGUUCGGCUGGGAGGGCGCGGAGGCCAGCCAGGCGCUGCUGCUCUUCAUGGGCCUCACCUAUUUGGUCUCGCCGUUCGGGGGCUGGCUCGCCGAUGCGCGGCUCGGCCGGGCGCGCGCCAUCCUGCUCAGCCUGGCGCUCUACCUGCUCGGCAUGCUGGCCUUCCCGCUGCUGGCCGCGCCCGCUACACGCUCGGCGCUCUGCGGGGCCCCAGGCCCUGCGAACGUCCGCAAUUGCUCGGCGCCGCCGUGUACCGACGCGCCCGCUCGCUACUGCGCGCCCGCGGUGCUGUCCGCGCUCGCUCUAGUGGGCCUGGGCGUGGGCGCGGUCAAGGCCAACAUCACGCCCUUUGGCGCAGACCAGGUUAAAGAUCGGGGUCCAGAAGCCACGCGAAGAUUUUUUAAUUGGUUUUAUUGGAGCAUUAAUCUGGGAGCGAUCGUCUCACUGGGGGGCAUUGCCUACAUCCAGCAGAACGUGAGCUUUGUCACCGGCUACGCCAUCCCCGCUGUCUGCAUCGGUGUUGCUUUCGUGGUCUUCCUGUGCGGCCAGACCUUUUUCAUCACCAAGCCGCCCGACGGCAGUGCCUUCACCGACAUGUUCAGGAUAUUGGUCUAUUCCUGCCGCCCUCAGAAGCGCAUCGGGGAGCACAGUCCUAGCGGUGAAGGCAUUGGAGUCUUUCAGCAAUCUUCUAAACACAGUCUGUUUGAUUCAUGUAAGAUGUCUCGAGGAGGGCCAUUCCCAGAAGAUAAAGUGGAAGAUGUGAAAGCUCUUGUCAAGAUUGUCCCCGUUUUCUUGGCUUUGAUACCUUACUGGACAGUGUAUUUUCAAAUGCAGACGACGUAUGUUUUACAGAGUCUUCAUUUGAAGAUUCCAGAAAUUUCCAGUAUUACAACCAAUCCUCAUACGUUUCCGGCAGCCUGGCUGACCAUGUUUGAUGCUGUGCUCAUCCUCCUGCUAAUUCCCCUGAAAGAUAAACUAGUCGAUCCCAUCUUGAAACGAAACGGCCUGCUCCCAUCAUCCUUGAAAAGGAUCGCCGUGGGGAUGUUCUUCGUGAUGUGCUCAGCUUUCGCCGCAGGGAUUUUGGAAAGCAAGAGGCUGGACCUCGUGAAGGAGAAGACCAUCAACCAGACCAUUGGGAACGUUGUGUACUACGCCGCGGACUUGCCCAUCUGGUGGCAGGUCCCGCAGUACGUGCUGAUCGGCGUCAGUGAGAUAUUCGCCAGCAUCGCAGGCCUGGAAUUCGCAUACUCGGCUGCCCCCAAGUCCAUGCAGAGCGCCAUCAUGGGCUUGUUCUUCUUCUUCUCUGGCGUCGGGUCCUUUGUGGGCUCAGGACUGUUGGCGUUGGUGUCCCUGAAGGCCAUCGGGUGGAUGAGCAGCCACACAGACUUCGGCAACAUCAACGGCUGCUAUUUGAACUACUACUUUUUCCUUCUGGCGGCCAUUCAAGGAGCCACCCUCCUGCUUUUCCUUAUCAUUUCUGUGAAAUACGACCGGCAGCGGUCGAGAGCGAACGGCACCCCCGCCAGCAGGAGGACCUGA